This is a messenger RNA of Effrenium voratum, 1394 nucleotides long. The record is from the annotation of a GenBank genome assembly. Lineage: Eukaryota; Dinophyceae; Suessiales; Symbiodiniaceae.
AUGGAGCGUUGGUCCCAACUACAGGAGAUGGUGAUCGGCGGGGAUGCCCGAGCUGAUGAGAUCUGCCAGCUGCUGACGAACGAGGCCGACACGGACCUGCGCAGGUCGGUGCUCCUGCAGCGACUCGUGGACGUGCUUGGAGAGGGCUUCACUCCGUUGAGUGCACAGAUGCAGCUGCAGUGGAUGCUGUUGGAGGACGCCGUCGCCUCCGGUGACUCGACAGCGACACACUUGCUCAGUUUUCUGGCAAGUGCACGGGGGUCCCCUGUGGUCGCUCUGGCUCGCCUGACAAAGGGCGUGGGUGCCAAGGAUUGGCGCAACAUCUCGCCAGGAGUGGCGGAGAUGUUGAUGCGCGAUGUGCCGGAGGCGGUCGAAGUCUAUGACGACAAUUCCGAGGAGGAGGAACAGGGUGUGGUGGCGUGCCCGUGGACAGAACAGGCUGAGGCCGCGGAGUUGGAGGCGGCGGCAAAUAUCUCGCACGACUUCGUCGACGAGGAUCCGAUUGCGGAGCAGCCUGAUGACGAUCACCUGGACGAGCAGGCGGAUGCGAACGAGGAGGUGCCCCAAAUCCUCUUCGACAGGGUCAACCCAGUGGCAGUCGAAGAGAUUGGCAAGCGUGUUCUCAGCAAGGUCUUCAGGACAGGCAACGGGAACGGCCCGACGGUGAUGCGCAUCUGUGGAGAUAUCCUGGCACAGUGCACACGUGGGAAGGUGGCCGGGGCGAGGUGCUUUCGCACUACGUACAGGGAGGAGAAGGGGAUGGUCGCCAUCGGCAAAAAAGGCAGGCCACCUUCGCCCAGCCGAAUUGGCUCCGGUCACUGCUUCGCUCGGGAUUUCGUCUUUGACUUGGAGAACUGCCACUUGGCAGUGCUGCGCGAACGCCAUCAGCCAGCGGCCGACUCGGCGCUGGAGACAUACUUCCAGGACAGGGAGCGCAUCCUCCGCGACACACAUGCGGACCGCACCGUGGCCAAACAGCUCUUCCUGCGUCUUCUGUACGGUGGGUCGAUCUUGGCCUGGAAGCGCACGCACCGACUUGGGGAGUUCGCGACAGAGCAGUUUGCCGAGCGGUUCGCAGCAGAGAUGGCUGCCAUGCGGCAGGCUGACUGCCAGAACCACACCCAGCUACUUGCCAAGCUGAAGGCGAGUGAGAAGAUUCUGAUCCGCGACUUGACGGACUACCACAUCGAAUGGACCACCUCGGAACAGGAUGCGGGGUUUCGGAGCAACACUCGCUGGGAGUUCACUGGCCAGACUUUCCAGAACGGCGUUGCCAACUGGCUGAAAUCGAAUCUGGGAGAGUCCUCCGCGGCCUUCGAUGUGGACGGAGAGUCCUGCCGCAAGUACUUGAACUUCUCCGGCAGCAAAGUGCUGAACAGUGAGACGCUGGAGUG